ACUAGUGACUCAAAAAUGAGUAUUUUGAAACCGAACAUGGAUACAAACAAGAGCAAUAUUGCAGGAAAAGUAGUGAUCCUUUGUGUGCUUCUUACUACUGCUUUCUGCUUACCAAGAGUAGAUACUUUACUAAAAGAAAGUCCCAAUAAAUUGGGAGCAACCAUCGAUAACUCUUUUGAAGAUAUUUUGAGAAAGCCUUCAGAAUGCACAGAUCAAUCAUGUCCAAGUGGUGCUUACUUUAUUGAAGGAGGUAAUGGAGAAGAGCUCUAUGCUUUUGGAUCUUUACUUGGAGGACCUCAAUCAACCAUGGAUCAUGGUAUGACUGACGAAUACUCGAAAACAAGAUAUGCAGUCCUUGUCGGAGAAGGAACUUACAAGAUGCCUGGACCUUUUAGACUCGGAUAUUACACCCAGGUUACAGGAGUCGCAGAUAACAGAGAGCUUGUGAAUAUUUCUCCUGGAAUAGAUGUACUUAAUAAUUGUGGAAAGUCAGGUGAUCCUAAUUGUGUUUCCCCAGGAGGCCUUGACAAUUUUUGGAGAAGUAUUUCUAAUCUCAAGUUAGACAUCAGUGAACUAGGACAUCCAUUAUUCUUUGGAGUUUCUCAAGCUUCUCCUAUUAGAGAUUUAACUAUCACUGGUAACAGUAUCUUAAUGUGUGAUAUUAACCAAUAUGGUCAAUGUGGAUAUACUAGUGGUGGCUUUAUCAGUGGAAUGGAAAUAGAUGCUAACAUUGAACUAGGAUCCCAACAACAAUUUUAUGUUACCCAAUCGAAGUUCCAAAAGCUCACUGCAGGUGCUUGGAAUAUUGUAUCCAACAACAACCAAGGAGGCUAUGAAGGAGGAGGCGACUCAAAUGUUCACAAUACAUGGGGUGAAUAUCCACUAACAGAGACUACCAGUGAAGUGCAUCUAAAGGCUCCCAAACUUGUACUCGAAGAAAAUGUAUGGAAAGUUGUAACUGACAAAGAAAGAAUGCUAGUCGAUGACUUCAUUGUGUUGUCUCUUGGUUCAAACGAAUCUCCAACUGUUGUAAGUGAGGAAUUGAUCCAACAAAUCAAUGAACAGCUUAUGGAUGGAGCUAAAGGAGUUAUUGUUGAGCCAGGAAUUUAUCACCUUGAAGGAACCCUUAUAGUUCCGGACAAUAAGGUAUUUGUUGGUCUUGGCCUUCCAACAUUCGUUUGUCAGAGCACAUCAGGCAGAUGUAUGGAGACUGGAAGCGAAGGAGUUCAUAUUCAAGGCAUGACUUUUGAUGCUGGAGUAAAUGGAAAAUAUAGUGACAAAUCUAAUAUUUUACUUACAGUUGGAGAUCAUGGAAAUGGAGUAAGUGACAACCCAUCAAUGUUACAAGAUGUCUACUGCAGAGCUACUCGCUCUGAUUCUAAACAAGCAACUCCUCAAGCUUUUGCUUGCAUCGAAGUAAAGGCUGACCAUACAAUUGGAGAAAACUUGUGGUUGUGGAGAGGAGACCAUGAUAUCCAAUCACCUCUUAUCCCUUAUGACGUAAAUGUAUGCGAGCAUGGACUUAUCGUAAGAGGUGAUAACGUCAAAAUGUUUGGACUUUUCGUUGAACACUUCAACAAUUACCAGACUGUCUGGUAUGGAAAGAAUGGAGAGAUUAGGUUUUAUCAAUCAGAGAUGCCAUACUUCUUGACUGUUGACGGAGAGCAGCAUAUUGUAGAUUGCUCUCACCCUGACUCAUCUGAAACAGUAGAAGAGCAAGUUUGUGCAUCACUUUACGUUUCUGAAUCUGCUACAGGAUUCAGAGGAGAAGGGCUUGGUAUUUAUAGUUUCUUCCCUAAUACUCUCAAUCAGAAGACAAUCAGAGCUAAAACUGCAAUAGUAGUAGAAAAUGAUGAUGUUUCUUUCCAUCAUGCAUUAACUUAUUGGUUAAACGGGGAUCAUGACAGCGGAAUCGAUAGUAUUUUGAUGAACAAAAAUGGUGAAUCAUAUCCUAGUGAAAGCUCAAUUUACCAAGACCUGAAAGGAUAUGCCUUUUCAUCAUAUCCUCCUGAGGAAUCCUUGAACUCAUCUGACUAGAUUAAAACACUUUAGGUCAA
Messenger RNA from Moneuplotes crassus, 2057 nucleotides. The record is from the annotation of a GenBank genome assembly. Lineage: Eukaryota; Ciliophora; Spirotrichea; Euplotida; Euplotidae.